GUUCGAAAAAUUUUCCGAUUUAUUUGGUCUGGUGGUCUAAAUCCAUACGAUUUAUAUCGUGAUUGUGAUUCAAAUGCGAAAUUAAACAAAGCUCGAAUACGCGCUGUGAAAUUUGGCCUUACCACUUCAACUUUUAGUUUGUUUAAAAAUAAUAAACCAAUGAUAAAGCAAAAAUCAUUGAAUAUCUCUGUUUUGUCUAAUUUGAGACAAACUACUUCGAUUGGCGGAGAUGUACCUUGUCUGAAUGAUUCAGCAUUCAUCCAAUAUAUGAAUAGGGCGGAAGUGCGCAAUGCGCUAUAUAUCCCAAAGCAUUUGUCUCGAUGGGAUGUGUGUAGCGAUGAGAUCACAAUGAGCUAUAAGAAAAUAUACAACGAUAUGGCACCUUUCAUAAAGGAAAUAAUCAACGGAGGCGUUAGAGUGCUAUUAUAUUAUGGUGACACUGAUAUGGCAUGCAACUUUAUUAUGGGACAACAAUUUUCUGCUUCACUCAAUUUACCGAAGAAAAAAAGUAAAGAACCAUGGAUGUUCAAUUCUCAGAUAGCUGGUUUUAAGACUGUCUACAAAGGUCUAACAUUCCUAACUGUUCGCGGUGCAGGACAUAUGGCACCACAAUGGCGUGCACCGCAAAUGCAAUAUGUCAUCCGGCAAUAUAUCAGCAAUCGACGCUUUUAG
This is a messenger RNA of Cercopithifilaria johnstoni, 672 nucleotides long. The record is from the annotation of a GenBank genome assembly. Lineage: Eukaryota; Metazoa; Nematoda; Chromadorea; Rhabditida; Onchocercidae.